Messenger RNA from Salvia miltiorrhiza (redroot sage), 354 nucleotides. RefSeq lists its product as uncharacterized. The record is from RefSeq and is a predicted model, not a curated record. NCBI's taxonomy places the organism in Eukaryota, Viridiplantae, Streptophyta, Magnoliopsida, Lamiales, Lamiaceae. The transcript has a single exon. Bases 1 to 354 code for a protein of 117 amino acids.
AUGGGCUACUAUUUGUGCGACGACAUAUAUCCGGAGUGGCGCUGCUUCGUCAAGAGUCCGCCGAUGGCGACCAAUCCAAAGGAGGCGAAGUUCAAGAAGAUGCGAGAAUCGGCACGAAAGAAUAUCGAACGUGCUUUUGGAGUGCUUCAAGCUCGAUGGGGAAUCAUUCAAAGUUCCGCGCGGGGUUGGUACGUCGACAAUCUCAAGGAAAUCAUGAUGUGUUGCAUCAUUCUCCACAACAUGAUUGUUGAGAAAGAGCUGCCCAUUGGAGAGAUGACGACGCAGGACAUGGGGUGUCUAGCAGUGACUCGUCCAAGAGUGCUCGAGCAACACCGAUUUGCUUCGAGCUGCUAA